UUAUUCUCCAUUCAGUGCCGGACGCUGCGCUGUCGCAGCCGAACCCUCUCUCUCUCUCUCUCUCUCUCUCUCUCUCUCUCUCUCUCUCUCUCUCUCUCUCUCUCUCUCUCUCUCUCUCUCCCUCUCUCUCUCUCUCUCUGGUCCACCCUAUGUUAUCUGGAUGGGCAGAGGGGAGCCGCGUUUUAUCUUCCUGCGGAUGCUGGAGAUCGGGAUAAUCUGUGGCGUCUUUCGCCGUCUGUCGUCGGUCUGGCAUUUGAAGUUCGCCCGAUGCGGAGUGCGGUAUUUGGGAAACGUGUGAUGGUGCGCUCUUCACAUCGCCUCCUUCUUCCCUGAUUCAUUUUUACAGCGCAAUCAGUAUUUUGAAAGUGGAGAGGAAACAUGGACUAAGCGGCUUUGCCUUUCAUAAUGGGAUUAUUACAACUUUCUUUUGUGCUGUGUAUAUUUUGCAUUUUUUCAGUUUUAGGCUUUGGGGUCGACCCUGCCCUGCGCAUCAACCUUUUCAAUGAGCUGAGGCUCGGAGAUGCCUUUGCGGGAGUUUCCCAAGUCCAAGGCUUCCACAAUGAGACCAGAGCUUUUAUCUUCCAGGAUACGGCAAGGGAGUUGAAGGCCUCCGAGGGCGUCGCCGAGGAGAUCCUGAAAAAGCUGCGGAACAGGAAGGAGUUCACGAUCCUGGCCACCGUGAAGCAGGAGCCGCUCAACUCCGGAGUCAUCCUGUCCGUCCAUCAUGCAGAGCAAAGGUUCCUGGAGCUGGAGAGCAGUGGCCAUCGCAACGAAAUCCGCCUCCGUUACCGAACGGAGAGUCAGCAGCCCCACACUGACAUAUUCCCCUACACGCUGGCAGACGGCCGGUGGCACAAAGUCUCUGUGGCGCUGAGUGCAUCCCACGUGCUGCUGCACGUCGACUGCAACAGAAUCUAUGAGAAGGUGGUGGAACCGCCAUCCAUGGACCUACCUGAGGACACAUCGAUCUGGCUCGGACAGAGAAACAGCGCACAUGGAUUCUUUAAGGGGGUAAUGCAGGAUGUCGAGCUGCUCGUCAUGCCCCAAGGAUACAUCUCACAAUGCCCAGACCUGAAUCGCACCUGUCCCACUUGCAACGACUUUCACGGGCUGGUGCAGAAGAUCAUGGAGCUACAGGACAUCUUAGCCAAGACAUCCAGCAAGCUGUCCAAGGCGGAGGAGAAGAUGAAUGGCCUGGACAGAUGCUAUUGUGAGCGGACCUGCAACGUGAAGGGCUUGCUCUACAGGGAGGAUGAAUCCUGGACAGAUGGCUGCAAGAACUGCACGUGUUCGAACGGCACCGCGCUCUGCCAGCCCGUUUCCUGUUCCCCACCCCUCUGCCCUCCGGACUCCGCCCCCGCCUACGUGAACGGCCGGUGCUGCCAAGAGUGCCAGCCGAUGUGCAUGUUCCGGAAGAGGGUCUACAUGGAGGGCGAGAGGCAGGCUCUGCGAGACUCUUCCGGAAAGUGCUCCCUCUUCGAGUGCAGGGACAGAACAAUGCGAAGGGUGGCGCCCCCUACCUGCCCGGAGUUGAACUGCGUCGAGACAGACCAGCUGGCCCUGGCGGACAGAUGCUGCAGCAUCUGCAGGGGUCACGACUUCUGCGCCGAAGGUCACAACUGCAUGGAGAACUCGGACUGUAUCAGCCUGGAGGAGGGGCCAAGCUGCCGUUGCCGGGAUGGCUUCCGCGCUCUCCGUGACGACGAGGCCUACUGCGAAGAUAUCGAUGAGUGCGCCGAGGGGAGGCACUACUGCCGUGAGAACACGGCCUGCGUCAACACCCCCGGCUCCUUUAUGUGCGUCUGCAGCACUGGCUACAUCCGCAUCGACGACUACUCCUGCACGGAGCAUAACGAGUGCGACAGUGGCCAGCACACGUGCGACGAGAACGCACUCUGCUUCAACACCGUGGGGGGACACAGCUGCUCCUGCAAGCCGGGCUACACGGGCAACGGGACGCUCUGCAAAGCCCUCUGCGAAGGCCUGUGUCAGAAUGGCGGCACCUGCGUUUCCCCGGAUACUUGCAUCUGCCAGGCGGGAUUCACCGGGAAGAGGUGUGAGACAGAUAUCGAUGAGUGCUCCAGUGGUUUUGUGGAGUGUGAUAGCCGGGCUGUUUGCGUCAACCUGCCGGGCUGGUACCACUGCGAAUGCCGUGACGGUUACCACGACAAUGGCAUGUUUUCGGCCAAUGGAGAGUCCUGUGAAGAUAUCGAUGAAUGUGGGACGGGCAGGAACAGCUGCGCCAACGACACUGUCUGCUUCAACCUGGAGGGCGGCUACGACUGCAGGUGCCCCCACGGGAAGAACUGCACCGGGGACUGUAUCCACGACAACCGGGUCAAGCACAACAGUCAGAUCUGGGUCCUAGAGAGCGACAGGUGCUCUGUAUGCUCCUGUCAGACGGGGCUGGUCAUGUGUCGGAGGAUGGUGUGCGACUGCGAGAACCCCACCGUGGACCUCUUCUGCUGCCCCGAGUGUGACCCACGCCUCAGUAGCCAGUGCCUGCACCAGAACGGGCUUUUGGCCUACAGCACCGGGGCCUCCUGGGUGGAGAGCUGUCAGCAGUGCCAGUGCCUGCAAGGCGAGGUGGACUGCUGGCCCCUGUCCUGCCCACCGGUCGACUGCGAGUUCACCGUCGUCCCCGAAGGCGAGUGCUGCCCGCGCUGCGUGGCUGACCCCUGCCAGGCCGAUACCAUCCGCAACGACAUCACCAGGACCUGCACCGACGAGCACGGCCUGGUGCGAUUCAGCGGCUCUUCCUGGAUCAAGCGCGGCACAGAAUGCACCCUCUGCCAGUGCAAGAAUGGACACGUCUGCUGUUCAGUCGACCCAAUGUGCCUUUAGGCGUCACUUGCUGGGGCACCGGAGCCACUUGUACAGUAUCGUGCAUCCAUGGGGAGUCAGUCUCCUACCCAGAAACCUCUUUAUACCAAAUACAGAUGUGUACCGUACCAAAGGGACGAUGGACUGUAGCGAGCUCGCGGCCGCAAAGGUCCAUCCGUCCUGCUACCGGUAGCAAGAAAACAUCCUUGACAAACUCUGUAAGUCUGUACAAAGUACCUGAACUGGCAUGACUGUACUAGAUGUUGAAGGUUUACUAAUUUUUAAUUCUUUACCUUUCUGAAGGAUUGUGCUAUUUCUCAGUAGUGAAGAACAUCUAUUUGGUUUUUCCCUUUACUUACGUGACCAUGUUCUGUUGUUUGCCAGGUCUUUGUUCAUUUCUAGUUUAAUUUAUUCUGUGGCUUGUUAUUGUGUAAUGGUGAAAUAAACAUGUCCAUUUACAAGA
Messenger RNA from Brienomyrus brachyistius, 3286 nucleotides. RefSeq names its product protein kinase C-binding protein NELL2-like. The transcript has 20 exons. Lineage: Eukaryota; Metazoa; Chordata; Actinopteri; Osteoglossiformes; Mormyridae. The record is from RefSeq and is a predicted model, not a curated record. The coding region runs from base 406 to 2844 and encodes 812 amino acids. Gene Ontology annotation, molecular function: calcium ion binding; protein binding.